Messenger RNA from Oryza brachyantha (malo sina), 996 nucleotides. RefSeq names its product thioredoxin-like 4, chloroplastic. Gene Ontology annotation, cellular component: chloroplast. The record is from RefSeq and is a predicted model, not a curated record. The transcript has 4 exons. NCBI's taxonomy places the organism in Eukaryota, Viridiplantae, Streptophyta, Magnoliopsida, Poales, Poaceae. Bases 62 to 727 code for a protein of 221 amino acids.
AAAAAAAAGGAAAUUCGCGAGCAAUAUCCACACCACCACAAAGCACGACCACAAUGCAGCCAUGAUCACCGCCUCCCUCUCCCUCCCCGCGACCUCCUCCUCCUCCUCCGUCUCCGGCCGCCGCUCCCUCCCGCCGGCCACCGCCUUCCCAGCAGCUCCUCCCCUCCGCCCCCGCCUCCGCCACCGCCUCCUCUGCUCGGCCGCCUCCGCGUCUUCGACGGGGAGCGACGAGGGCGCCGGCGGGAGCACGAACGGCUCGCUGCCGGGCCUUCCCCCCGUCGCGGAGGAGGAGGAGGAGGAGGACGACGACGACGAGUUCUGCCCGGUGGAGUGCGUGACGGAGUUCAAGACGGACGAGGAGUUCCUCCGCGUCCUGGAGCGGUCCAAGGCGACGGGCGCGCUGGUGGUGGUGGACUUCUUCCGGCCGUCGUGCGGCAGCUGCAAGUACAUCGAGCAGGGCUUCAUGAAGCUCUGCAAGGGCUCCGGCGACGACGGCGCCCCCGUCGUCUUCCUCAAGCACAACGUCAUCGACGAGUACGACGAGCAGUCGGAGGUCGCAGACCGGCUUCGCAUCAAGGUGGUGCCGCUGUUCCAUUUCUACAAGGACGGGGUGUUGCUGGAGGCGUUCGCGACGCGGGACAAGGGGAGGAUCAUCGCCGCCAUCCAGAAGUACACCUCGUCGUCAUCACCACCGCCUGCUGAAUCACAGGAAUCACAGGAGGGAUAAUUUCCACUCAGGAUCAUGCAGUGAGCAAGAACUGUUAUCGAUCAUACUCCCUGUUUGCGUGCCUCUGCCAUGUCUGAACUCUCAAUCUCUACGACGAAGAAAUUAAUUGGCAUUCUAUAUAGGCCAUUGUAUCAUUAAAUCGUUCGCUACAAAGAGGAUGCCGCUAUUGUUAAACACUUUUAGCUGCAUCCUUUUGCGAUUCGCGUGUACCACUAUUACAGGGUGUCCAUCUCCCCUUAGUAAAACCUGGUUGAUUUACAGUUCAGAAC